AUGGAGAUCGAUUUCGCCAACCGCGAGGAAGCGGCCCAGGCUGGCGGCGAACCCAUCGCCUUCCCUCUGCUCCAGCUCAUCAGCGAAGCUCGCAACGAGCAUGGUAUGCGACAGCAGGACUUUGCUCGCUACCGACGCUACUGCGCCUCCAAGGUUCACCGUCUGAGAGAGCUGCUCGCCCUCACCCACGCUGACAGUUCGCACAAGAAGGACGUCAAGAAGCCCAAGGGUGCAAAGCCGGCCAAGGGCAAGAAACCCAAAAAGGCUCAGCAGGCCGCUGCUCAGAGCGCCAACGCAAAGGGCCACGGCAAUGUCUUUACCGCCAAGAAGCUCGACAUCGCUCAAGUCACCGACGCUCGUCCUGCGCACCUUCUCCUCUUUGAGGCCGAGCGAGCAUGGGCUUACUCCCAGGAACUCCGAGCGGAAGCCUUUGACGACGAGUCCAACCCUCAGCUGCGCAAGCGAGGCAUCUCGAGGCUGCGACGUGCCGAGCAGUGGUCCCACUCUCUCCACCAGCUUGUUCAGGCGCUGGCGUCGCGCUUCGACAUUUUUUCUCGUGCCGAGACCGCGGCUUACCUGCUCAUCAUCAAGUCGACCACCGCUUUCGACCGCUCUCAGUGGGAAAAGGCGCUUGAGCUCCUCUCUGUCGCCCGAAACCUGCUCAACGCCAUUGCCGUCAACAGCCCCACCAGUCGCGGAGAGGCCCUUGCCAACAGCUUUGUCGACGCAGGCGAAGCUCAGAUGCGCUACUCUGCCUACCAGCUUGGCAACUCGGAACAAGACAUGGACAAGAUCGCCGCUUCCACUGCUACUUCCGACGUGUGCCAGCAGACCCUUCCUGAGUACAACCAGCUCGUGCAGGAUCUCGCCUCCGCCAAGGCCAGCGGUGGAAGCGGGCAGAAGCAGUCCGCGCUCUCCUUGAGCUGGCACGGACACGACAUCCCCGUUCGCAACCCGGAACUCCUCGACACCAUUGUGGCCGCUCAGGCCGAAGAGGCGGCUCUACGAGAGUCGGUCAUGGUCGAAGCUAUCAGCGAGCGAGAUGCUGACGCAGGUGCUACUGCUACCUCCCGCAAAUCCAAUGCCCCCGCCCGGGAUGGCAAGCGCGUCCGACUAUCGCAUGCCCAGCGGAAAGCUAAAAAGCGCGAGAUCGCACAGGGCGAGUCCUCUGCCGACGGUGCACGCACCGCCACCUCUUCCACGGUGCGACUCGGCAAAGCUGGCCACACUGAGCUUGACCCCUUCGACCGCGCUCUCAGCGCUUUUACUGAUGCCGAAGACGUUGCGCGCAAGCUUGUCGAGGACAAUGCCGAAGCGCUCUCCAAGAGCCACUCGGCCCGGUACGAGACUGCCAGCAAGGAUCUGCAGACUGCCCACGAUCUCAUCUUUUACCGUCUGCUUGCGCUGCGUAUCUGGCGUAACCUGCGUUUGGUCGCUGAAGUGGAGCGACGUGCCGACAAGCGUGAGAAGCGCGCCAUGUCGAGUGUCGAAGCGCGUCUCAAGGGCAAGGACAGUCGAUCGGCAGGCUCUGCGACGACCUACAAGCGCAGCAAGAAAAGCAAGGGCAAGCAGCAGAAGCUCGAGGAUGCCAUUGCUGCCAAGAAGGCCAACCCGCGCAAGAACCCGCCCGGAUCGCGCGCCAAGAAGCCGCGCACCGCUGCCCGCACCCACGUCCGCAAACCGGCCAGGAGCGGUACCAGAAAGCUGCGCUCCCGCCAGGCUCUGGCUCGCGAAAAUCGCGCGCGUGCGAUCGCUGCCCAGAAGUCCAAGCGUCGCGGCGCUCGUGCUGUGCCUUCGCUCGCCAAGCUGCUUGAUGCCGCCGAGACGAGCUUGGUCGCCAUGGGCUCAAUCGGCCUGAUCGAGUCGGAGCCCGAUGUGUCGAGCCUCGUCGAAGCCAAGGCGGCUUGGUUCCGAAGCGAGAUCUUGCGCCACCUUGCUCGUGCCUUUUCGCUGUCCGGCGCCCAUGCCGAGGCGGUGCUGCUGCUGACGCGUGCGCAGUUGUACAUUCGCCAAGCACGUCAGGCUGCCGAUCUGGCAGAGGACGUCGACGAGGAGGAUGCGGAUUUCCCGCCACGUCUCAAGGCGAGCAGUGGCCCGGAUGCCGUGUUCGACCAUUCGGACGAGGUUCUGGCCCACCUCAAGCGAGGCGUGCAAAAGUCCCUCCUCAAGGCGCAGCAGCGACAGCAACAGCGCGGGGCUGGAGCCAAGGGCAAGGCAGGCUCGGGCAUGUCGGACUCGCGUGCUGGUCAGGCCCUGCAGGAUCUGGCUCGCAAGUACAUUGAUUUCGACCCCGUGUCGCUGCAAGAAGCCCAGCGCGUACCAGAGGAUGUUUGCGCCGAGUACGAACAGGAGCAGCAGGCCACUCUGACGCCUGCAGCCAAGGCCAAGUCCAAGGCGGUCAAGGCACCUGCCAAGGCCAAGCCCGCUACCGCACCCGCCCCCUCCGCCGCUGCUGCUCAGCCCGCCAACAACACGACAGCUCAAGCUCAGCCAGUGCCCGUGCAAGCAGACAACGACGAAGCAGAGCCCUUUGAGGACCACGACGUCGAGGAAGACAACGACGACGACGACGACGAAGGCGACUUUUCGCUGGCCUACGACCCGGGCAACGCACUUGCCGAGGAGGAAGAGGCCGAAGCCGAGGCCGAAGCUGCUGCCAAGAAGAAGAGCUGGCUCGGCGGAUGGUUUGGUCGUGGAUAA
This is a messenger RNA of Sporisorium graminicola, 2700 nucleotides long. RefSeq lists its product as uncharacterized. The record is from RefSeq and is a predicted model, not a curated record. Gene Ontology annotation, cellular component: signal recognition particle, endoplasmic reticulum targeting. The transcript has a single exon. Lineage: Eukaryota; Fungi; Basidiomycota; Ustilaginomycetes; Ustilaginales; Ustilaginaceae. Gene Ontology annotation, biological process: SRP-dependent cotranslational protein targeting to membrane. Gene Ontology annotation, molecular function: 7S RNA binding; endoplasmic reticulum signal sequence receptor activity; signal recognition particle binding. The coding region runs from base 1 to 2700 and encodes 899 amino acids.